This is a messenger RNA of Gopherus flavomarginatus (Mexican gopher tortoise), 2286 nucleotides long. It is a transcript of the gene SLC44A4, whose product is annotated as solute carrier family 44 member 4. NCBI's taxonomy places the organism in Eukaryota, Metazoa, Chordata, Testudines, Testudinidae. Bases 44 to 2197 code for a protein of 717 amino acids. Gene Ontology annotation, molecular function: thiamine pyrophosphate transmembrane transporter activity. Gene Ontology annotation, biological process: choline transport; thiamine pyrophosphate transmembrane transport. Gene Ontology annotation, cellular component: plasma membrane. The transcript has 21 exons. The record is from RefSeq and is a predicted model, not a curated record.
CAGCCUCCGGCCGCAGCCACAGGUGCCCCCGCCCCGCCCGGCCAUGGGGCGCCAGGACAAGGGGGAGCAGCGGGACCCGGCGCCCUACGGGGAACAGUGUAAACAUGAUCCCUCAUUCCGGGGCCCGAUUCGGCAGAGGAGCUGCACCGACAUCAUCUGUUGCGUCCUCUUCAUGGUCUUCCUGGCCGGCUACAUGGUGGUGGGAAUCCUGGCCUGGCUCUACGGGGACCCCCGGCAGAUGAUUUACCCCCGGAACUCGACCGGCGCCUACUGUGGGAUCGGGGGCAACGCGGGCAAACCCUACGUGAUGUAUUUUGACCUGCUCCAGUGCGUCACCUCCCUCAACAUCCUGGCAGCGGCGAUGAACGGGCUGCAGUGUCCGACCACGCAGGUCUGCGUCACCUCCUGCCCCGACACCUUCUGGGUGGUGCCGCCUGCGGGGUAUCUGCCUGAGGCGAAGCCGGCGGCUGUGCUGAACCAGGCCUGGUGUAACCCCAGCCUGAACCUGUCCGACACCAGCCUGACGGUGUCGGAGAUUCUGAACCGGGAGCUCUGCCCUCGAUACACCAUCGCAUCCACGCCAACCUUCAGUCGCUGCUUCCCCGAUUUUAGCACAACCGUCCUGAGCAACUUCACCCUCCCGGGCCGGACGCCCAACGAGACCAAGGAGCUGAUCUCGUCCGGAGCCCAGCAGAUCGUGAAGUCUCUGAACGCCAAGGACAUCGGGAUGAAGAUCUUCGAGGAUUUUGCCAGCAGCUGGUACUGGAUCCUCAUCGGGCUGCUGAUCGCCAUGGUGCUGAGUCUGCUCUUCCUGCUGCUGCUGCGGCUGGUGGCCGGGGUGCUGGUCUGGGUGCUGAUCCUCGGGGUGCUGGCGGUCACGGCCUACGGGAUCUACCACUGCUGGCGGGAGUACAGCACCUUGCGCACGGCUGGCGCCACCAUCAGCAACGUUGGCUUCACCACCAACCUCAGCGUCUACUCCAACGUGCAGGAGACGUGGCUGGCGGCCCUGAUAAUCCUGGCUGUGGUGGAAGGUGUCCUCCUCCUCCUCCUCAUCUUCCUCCGCAAACGCAUCCUCAUCGCCAUCGCGCUCAUCCAGGAGUCCAGCCGAGCCAUCAGCUACAUGAUGUCCACCCUGUUCUACCCCCUGGUCACUUUCCUCCUGCUGCUCAUCUGUGUGGCCUAUUGGGCCAUGACGGCUCUCUAUCUGGCCACGUCCGGGACUCCCUUGUAUCGUGUCACUAGCAGCAAUUCCAGUGACCCCAGGUGCUCCGGCAUCUCGGGCAACGAGACCUGCAACCCCCUGACAUUCAACGCCUCCCGCUACCAGCCCUGCCCGGCCGCCGGCUGCACCUUCUACAAGUACAACGCCGAGGGGCUCUACCAGCGCAACCUCUUCAACCUGCAGCUCUACAACGCGCUGGGGCUGCUGUGGGCGGCCAACUUCGCGCUGGCGCUGGGGCAGUGCGUGCUGGCCGGCGCCUUCGCCUCCUACUACUGGGCACGGGACAAGCCCCGCGACGUCCCCGCCUGCGCCGUGGGGAGCGCCUUCCUGCGCACGCUGCGGUACCACACGGGGUCGCUGGCUUUCGGGGCCCUGAUCCUCACCAUCGUCCAGCUGAUCCGCAUCCUCCUGGAAUACCUGGACCACAAACUCAAAGGAGCGCAGAACCCCUUCACUCGCUGCCUGCUUUGCUGCCUGAAAUGCUGCUUCUGGUGCCUGGAGAAAUUCAUCAAAUUCCUCAACAGGAACGCCUACAUCAUGAUCGCGAUCUACGGGAAGAAUUUCUGCACCUCCGCCAAGAACGCCUUCAAACUGCUUAUGCGCAACAUCGUCAGGGUGGUGGUGCUGGACAAGGUGACUGACCUGCUGCUGCUCUUUGGGAAGCUGCUGGUGGUGGGGGGCGUCGGGGUCCUGGGGUUCUUCUUCUUCUCGGGCCAGAUCCAGAUCUCCGACCCCCAGUUCCGCUCGCCCUCCCUCAACUACUACUGGCUGCCCAUCCUGACGGUGGUGGUGGGCGCCUACCUGAUCGCCCAGGGAUUCUUCAGCGUCUACAGCAUGUGUGUGGACACCCUCUUCCUCUGCUUCCUGGAGGACCUGGAGCGGAACGACGGCUCGGUGGAGAAGCCGUACUACAUGUCGUCCUCCCUCAUGAAGAUCCUCAACAAGAAGAACAAGAAGGCGGGGACGAAAUAGCCCCCCCCAAGUGUGGGGCACUGCCCCUCCCCCAUCACUCCAUUUCCUGUUGGGGGCCCCCCAUUCGCCCCCCUGCCCGGUGGCCAUCU